AUGGCAACUAUAUCAAAAGAAAGUCUAGCACAAUUUUGGUUAAAUACAUUUCCAGUAUCAUAUAAUUAUGAAUAUAUAUCAUUUUCGGAUACGACAAUUGUUCAAAAUCUUUUAGAAUUUAUUUCGGAUAAAAAUGAAGAUCAGAAAAUUUUUAAUAUUAUUAAUAAUUAUAUUCAAGAAAUAAAAUCGAAUAAAAUUAUUAAAACAAUCAUACCUGAAAAAAUUUCUUCUAAACGUCAACGAUCAACAAAAAAUACUUUAAUAAAUAAUAUUGAUUCAAAUCAUUUACGAUUUACUGUUCAUAUUGAUGUUAUAGAAAAUAUAGAUUAUGAUGAUGCUGAUAUGUCAACAAUAAAUGAUACAAAAAUUGAAGAUCGUACAAUAGAAAAUUUAUCAUCAAUUCUCAAUGAAACAGAUUCGAAUAUUAUUUCAAAACGUUUUCAUUCAUUAAUUUAUCCAUGGCUUAUUGAUGUUUCAUUUAAUAUUUCUAAUGAUAUUUUUUCAAUUAUAGUUGAAUUAAUGAAUAAAUAUUCCGAAGAAUUUUUUCUUCAAUGUUUUAUUCCAUGGCUUAAUAAUAUUUCAAUAGAUAAUAUGAAUUUAUUUCUUUCAAAUCUUUUUACUCAAUUAAUAAAUUUAUCUGAUCGUUGUAAAUUAUGUACAUAUUUAUGUCAAAAUAGUACAUCUCCAUUUAAUGAUAAUGAAUUAUGUAUAAUAAGUAAAUGGUUUGAUAGUAAAGAAUUUUAUUUUUCAAAUGAUUUAUUAAAUAUUUUACCUGAAAAAAUUGCAAUAUCAGCAAAAAUUUUUUCAGAUAAUUUAUCAUUUGCUAAAAUUCUACAUAAAAUUUUAAUUAAAUGUAUAGAAAAUAAUCAUAUUAUAACUAAUGAACAACGUUUAAUAUUUAAACAAGCUAUUAUAAUAAAUACAACAAUACUUAGUGAUAUUCUUAUGGAUUUACUUGAUUGA
Rotaria sordida is the source of this 963-nucleotide messenger RNA. Lineage: Eukaryota; Metazoa; Rotifera; Eurotatoria; Philodinida; Philodinidae. The record is from the annotation of a GenBank genome assembly.